AUGGACUCUAAGCUCUUCUUAUUAAGGAUAACCUUGAUCCAAAUCACGGAGCGGUUACAGUACUUGGAGGAGGAGAGGGACGUGAUGGAUAUGAGGACCCUACUCAUACAGGAUCAGCUGCAGGAGACGAGGGAUGAGCCCCAGUUCCAUCAUCAGGUGUUGGAGGAGGUGAUUAGCCAUACAUGCCGAUUGGAGCUCCAUGUGGAGAGGAUGGAGUCUCGAUUUUCCUUGUCUGACAUUUGGUUGGAGUUAGAAUAUAGACUGUUGGUUCAGUUGAUGGCACUCUUGAUAGUGUACUGUGGAUUUUAG
Lactuca virosa is the source of this 309-nucleotide messenger RNA. The record is from the annotation of a GenBank genome assembly. NCBI's taxonomy places the organism in Eukaryota, Viridiplantae, Streptophyta, Magnoliopsida, Asterales, Asteraceae.